Molecule: messenger RNA, 4442 nt
Organism: Hypoxylon trugodes
Lineage: Eukaryota; Fungi; Ascomycota; Sordariomycetes; Xylariales; Hypoxylaceae
Exons: 4
Coding region: 221-4153 (1310 amino acids)
Source: RefSeq, a predicted model, not a curated record
AAUCUGUUGAACCUCUUUUACCUUGACCAACUUCACGCCGAAUUCACAAUACUGGCGCCAACAUUCGCGCUUCCAAUCCCCCCCAAACCUCGCUUUUCUGUCCUAAUUAAAAAACCAUGCUUACCUGAAUCGCCAAUUAAUUAGAACCUUUGUUUUAUAUUUUGUCGACGAUUACACGCGAUACGGCGCACAUUCGACGCGUUAUUCCAUCGCGGUUACGAUGGCCGGGCCACGAGGGGCGCGUCUGCCAGUUGGCUCCGCGCCAUGGGUUGCCGAGGAAAGGUCAUCUGCUCUGCAGAUUGCACAGCAAGAAGUUGAAGAGUUCUCGUUCUCUGCGCGAAAUGACUUCGAUUGGUUGAAUGAACAUAUGGCCGAGAUCUUUAGUGAGAAUCAAAUAAACGUUGCAGAGAUAUUUAAAACCCCAGGGAAAUUACGUGGCAAGACUCCUCGAACAGUUCGGAGAGCGAAUGCAACAGAGAACCGCGUCCCACUUUCUGAUAUAUUCUCUGCUACGCCUAAGGGCGCACACAAUCCCUUCGUUAUACCUAACAUGAACCGAAGCAACACACCUAGAUUCGAGAUAGCUGCGGACCCUCAACCUUCCCCUCCCAAACAAAUUGCCCCGGCUAGUCCCUCCAAAAUCACGGCUCCUAAACCCACAGUUUCAAAACAGCAACCACCUUCCGUAAUCGACUCUGGGUAUCAUGGUAGCCAGUCUCAAGAUGCCAUGGACAUCGAUAACGUGGCUGAUGAGAUCACAGAGCAUUUGAGUCUACAAGCCAACACACAGGGCGAUUACGUAGGUUUCUACGAAUCUCCCAAUCGUCAUGCACUCAAUGAUUCGGUUCAUAACUCGCUGAAUCCUACGCUCGAGACAAACGUGGGUGAUGUCGAUACCCAGUACUUUACCGCUCAUGUUGCGGCGGCAGGGAAUUUGCCGACUAAAAAUGAUGGAACCCACGAAAGCACUACUCCUGCAGGUUCACCUUUGCGGUCGCCUGAACCCGCUUCGCCGAAGGACUCUCCAGCAAAAUCCGCUGUCAUACAUACACAGCCUGAAGACAAUGUCGUUGGAGUGGAUGGAAUGGAGACUGUGAUGGAAGAGCCAUCAAGAUCCUCUUCGGACACUUCUAGCCCUAUUCGACCUAUCGUUCGGAAGAGCAGUCUUAAUUUUGCUUCCUUACCCGCAAGAGAACCUAUUACGCAUAAGAGCAUAGGCAAUCGAGUAUCAAGAACUAGCCACCUAGAACAAAACCGAACUAGUUACUAUAACCGUCAUACUGGAGGGAAAAGCUUGGGACACGCAAAGCACGAUCUCAGCGACGAGGAGAACGAUGAUGAUGACAUGGAUGUUGAUGAAGAUGAGGACGAAGAUCCCCUCACACAAAAAUCACAAUCUCAACAAGACCGCGCGGCCACGCAAAAUAAGACCUACACGCAGCGACUUCAAGACCAGAUCAGCAAGUUGGGUCAGUCUCAAGCGCCUGCUCCCCGAUCUUCCAAGUCAAUUCCAGACCCAUUUGUCGCUCAGCCAGCCGCAGUUCUAGCUCCAUCUCAAGAUAAGCCCCUGCCUUCGCCAAAGAAGACAACAACUCCAGGUGCUUUCCCUGAAGACGACGAAGAUGAUUGGAUCCAACCUCUUGGUUCGCCUGAGAAUGCCUCGGACGCCCGUAGCCCACGGCCUGGAUUAGCCAAGAGUUACACAGCCGACGUGAUGGAAGGUGUGUCUGGUAAGGAAACAGCCGGCGGAAACGAUUUCGCAGUGCCCAAGACCCGUCAGCGUCAGAGUCGAUCCAAAUCUCCCGAACGGCCACCAAUGUCAGAACGAGCACCUAAUAAUUUGGGCCACCACAAGUCCGUAUCCGUCCCUAUGCUGCCCACACAGGCAGGCGUAGAUGGUGAAGGAGAUGGCCUUAAGAAGACUAUUUCGGUUUCCAAUCCACCGCUUGCGACUGUUUCUGAAAACGAAAGGCCUACUACUCCAAUAAAGUCACCUUCACGUGGUUUCAAAGACAGCCCGCUGAGGCAGGUUAAGAGCAAGCUGUCAUCUAUUCUGAAGAGUUCGAAAGGUCUAUUAGCGAGUAGUGCUGCUAUCAGCGCUGAAGGUAAGACCUCGCUGCUAUCGCCCUCGACCACCAGACUCGGCUUGCAUCCAUUCCCCUCCAGUGCCUCUCUCGUGGCCCCCCAGGCCCAGCCUCUCUAUCCAGAUUUAUCUCGUCAUGCUGCAGACAACCAAACCCUUGCAAGUGUAACUAGCCCAACCCGCGCAGAGGGCCGAAGGACACGAGCCUCGAUCGAGCGAGAGAAGGCUGAGGAGAAACGCAAGGAGAAGGAGGCAAAGGAAGCGCGUCGGAUGGCGGAGCAAAUGGAAAAGCUCGAGAAAGCCCGCGAAAAGGAGCGCGAAAAGGCUCGUGUGUUCAGCAAAGAACAAGAAAGGGUUGCUGCAAUGGAGAAGCAACUUGCUGCGCAAAAGGAGCAGGAAAAGAGAGCCGCAGUACAAACUCCAGGAAACCCAUCUAAAUCAACCCGAUCGAGUCCUCGUAAAGCUAAACCCCAGCCAGCUGCCGAAGAAGAAGCAACUGUUGCGACCGUCUUCGAUGAUAAACAGAUAGAUGAUGAUAUUGACAUGGUCGAUGCACCUAACCCGAUGCCACCACCUUCGGCCCCUCGAUCUGCCGCGCCUCCUUCGGCUACUAAAGGAAGAGAGAUUAAGCGACCUAUGAGACCCGCAAAGGAGCCAGCAAGCAAGACUAAACAAGCUCCAACAGUCAUUCGUGUCAAUAUGGGUUCGCAACAUCCUCAAUAUCAUCCUUCUAACAACGCUUUGUCAUCAAACCUUCAAGAAACGCUUUCUCAACCCCAGCCUAAGAAUAAACCUAAUCAGCUCCAGAGCAAACCCUCAUUACAAAGUCUCAAGAGUUCAACAUCAUCCUCAGGAAGACCCAAGGCACUUGAAGCGGCAGCUCGGAGGAAGGAGCAAGAAGAACGUGAAGCACAACGUAAGCGUGAUGCUAAGGCAGAACUAGAGAGGAAGAGAGCCGCUAUACAAGAAGAAGAGAAGCGUCAAGAGCAACAAAGAAAGGAAGAGGAACGAAAGCAAGCAGAAGCGAAAAAGAACGCACAGCGACAGGCAAUGCUCGAGAAGGCGAAGCAGACUAGAGCGCCCCCUCCAGCAGCGCGAAGUCAACCGAAUGGUCCUCCCGAUUAUAGCCGGGCUGAACCCGCAGCACCUAGGCCGCCUUCUCGCUUGGCGACAAAUGCUCAGCGAUCUCAAGAGGAUACUGGACGCCCGGUCAAUGCGUUACUAUCUAAUGCAUCCAAAGCGUCUACGAAACGACCUCUGCAGCAGGAGCAUAACGAUGAUAAUGUCCGUCAACCUCCCGCCCGUGGUGGUACUGGUUAUCAGCCAAAGGACCCGAAGCGAAUGCGUAUGACGGAUGAAUUCGAUGAUGAUGGCGAGAGAGAGAAGCAGCCGAGCCUGAAGGGCGCGCCCGUACGCCCGUCGGGUGGCUACAAAAAGGAUAUGCCGACCAAGUCGAUGUACCAAGCCGGGUACACGAAUGCAUCAAAUGCUAACAGGGAUUUGUUCAAGACCACUGUUACAAACCAACAUAACAGUCAAAUGAAGGCCGCACACCCGUUGGACAUGGCCCAAGUGUCCAAAGCUCAUAUUCCCUUUGCGCCCAACCCGAACCCGGCCGGGCCAUCUUACAAGACGCCUGCACGCCCUCAGGGAGUCGCUGCUACUAAAUCCACCGCCAAGUCUGCCACAAGAUCUUCACCGCGGUUCCAGAACGGCGAGUCUAUCGAGCUACCAGAGAUCAAUACAGAUGACGAAGACGAUGAGUACGAUGAUGGUGGGAAAGACACUAUUGCAUCUUGGGCCGACUCACCCAACCUUCGCCAGGCUCUCGUUGAACAGGAAGCCCAAGAUCCUUUCCAGGUUUUCGGUGCACCAGGACCCCUUAACAUGGAGGAAGUGUUCGCCAAGAGCAAGGAUCGGUUCCACAAGUUCCGGGCCAGGACUUCCAGCGCUAACUGGAGUGGUCCUGAUAGGUUGACCGACGAAGAUAUUCGAAAGGAUCUUGCGGCGAGAGACAAGAUAAGACGAGAAGGCGGUUGGACUUAUGAGAUGAGUCGAGACAUGGUUUAGGAUAAUGAGGCUAGCUGCGGAAGCAUCCUCUGAGGUGGAGUUUUGAAGGAGCCCAUUAUAAUUCUCGUUAUUGCAUAAGACAGGUGUUUGUCGGCUUACCUGGAUCAUGACAUUGUAUGUUUAGGUUACGAGGGUGUCGGCGUUUAUGGUAUAUGGCAUGCCAUCAUUAUUAGUCAUGAACAUAUGGAAUUUCAAAAUUGCAGAUAUGGUUGGCUUAUGCUAAGAAGGGAUAGUAAGCAAAUACAACCACCAAGCCUCCACUAGAGGCCUUUCACGAUCUGACUACCUA